AUGCGCGCGUUGGGCGCGACGGCGGGGGAGAACGAACACGGGGCGACCGCCGAUCCCUCGCCCUUCUCCCCGACGGCGCGGACGACCGUGGGCAGCAAACCCCCAUCCGUGCGGAAGGCGCGGCAUGGCGGGGAGACCUUUCCACCCCACAAAAGUAACUCCCCCGUUGUGAGCACCACCAGCUACACCGCGGCCUCCUCGAACGAGUCGAAUUCGCCGUCCACGGGUGGGGUUCACGCGCAGGCGCUGGGCUUCCUUUCGCGGAUGCAAAAGGAAGUGGCGGCGAUUCACGCGCUCCUUCAACAGCACGCAUCUGUGGGCAUGGCGACGGCUUUUGCGCCCACGAGACCGGCCGGAUUUAAUUGGCCUGAAUAUUCAUAUAAAUGA
This is a messenger RNA of Phytomonas sp. EM1, 387 nucleotides long. NCBI's taxonomy places the organism in Eukaryota, Euglenozoa, Kinetoplastea, Trypanosomatida, Trypanosomatidae. The record is from the annotation of a GenBank genome assembly.